Amborella trichopoda is the source of this 348-nucleotide messenger RNA. The record is from RefSeq and is a predicted model, not a curated record. NCBI's taxonomy places the organism in Eukaryota, Viridiplantae, Streptophyta, Magnoliopsida, Amborellales, Amborellaceae.
AUGGAUGUUGGGAUUGUCGGAAUUGUCGUGGGCAACGACGGGAGGGAUGGCAAGGGCGGAAGGCUGGUCGGGAUAUUCGGAAUUGUUGUGGGCAAGGAAGGGAGGGGGGGCAAAGGAGGGAUGGUGGUUGGAAUUUUGGGAAUUAUUGUGGGAAUGGAAGGGAUUGUUGUUGGAAUUGUCGGCAUCGUCGAGGGUAGAGGCGGCAAUGGGGGUAAGGUUAGGGCGGGAAGGGGGGGUGUGUCUAAUAGGCGGCGGGCCCCAAGGCAAGCAUGGUCACUGAGCAACGAUAGAACCACCAGCAUUGCUAGGAGGAAGCUCUUGUUUGAACCCAUGGCUAGAGAGAGGUGA